AGCAGCGCCUGCGCGCCCAGGGGCCGCCGCCGCCUCCGCAGCCUGGGAGAGAGACCGGAUCCGCCGCCGCAUCCUCCUCCUCCCCCACCGCUUCCCGCGGCCGCCCGCGGUCGGGACGGCCAGGCACGACAGGAAGCGGCCGUCGGAGUCAGUCAAGUGCAGCCACUGAUCACGAGAUGUUACCACAAAAUCUACCUCAGACUUCACUUUUGUUCAUUCAGUUGCUGCGCCAUAGAUCUCAACGGGAGCUCUGCAGACAGUCCUGAAAGUCUCUGAACAGACUGGGACAUCAAGUCACAGCAUGAUGACCUAAUAGGAGGUCAAAGUCUGAAACAUUGAUUCAGCAGUUCAAGAUAACACUGCCCUUUUAUCAGUAUCACUUCUGAAGGCUACAGACCUCCUGCCAUUUCUUUCCUGGCUACUUCAGAAACACUCAGCUGACCUUUCUUUGGUGAAGAAAUCUUGACUUUUCUCUCUGGUCCUGGAAAUAUUAAUGGAAUACAGUCAUGUCUACCCAGGACGAGAGGCAGAUAAAUACAGAGUAUGCUGUAUCCUUGUUGGAGCAGUUGAAAUUCUUUUAUGAACAGCAGUUGCUAACUGACAUAGUGUUGAUUGUUGAGGGCACUGAAUUUCCCUGCCAUAAGAUGGUUCUUGCAACGUGCAGCUCAUAUUUCAGAGCAAUGUUCAUGAGCGGGCUGAGCGAGAGCAAACAGACACACGUACACCUGAGGAAUGUGGAUGCAGCCACUCUGCAGAUCAUCAUCACUUACGCAUACACGGGUAACCUGGCAAUAAGCGACAGCACAGUAGAGCAGCUCUAUGAAACUGCCUGCUUCUUACAGGUAGAUGAUGUGUUACAACGAUGUAGAGAAUACUUAAUCAAAAAAAUUAAUGCGGAAAAUUGUGUCCGUCUAUUAAGCUUUGCUGAUCUCUUCAGCUGUGAGGAGUUAAAACAGAGUGCUAAAAGAAUGGUGGAGCACAAGUUCACAGCUGUGUACCACCAGGAGGCUUUCAUGCAACUGUCACAUGAUCUACUGAUAGAUAUUUUAAGCAGUGACAAUUUAAAUGUGGAAAAGGAGGAGACAGUGCGUGAGGCUGCUAUGUUAUGGCUGGAGUACAACACGGAAUCCCGCUCGCAGUAUUUGUCCUCUGUUCUUAGCCAAAUCCGGAUCGAUGCACUUUCAGAAGUAACACAGAGAGCCUGGUUUCAAGGCUUGCCACCUAAUGAUAAAUCAGUGGUGGUGCAAGGACUGUACAAAUCGAUGCCCAAAUUUUUCAAGCCCAGACUUGGCAUGACAAAAGAGGAGAUGAUGAUAUUCAUCGAAGCUGCUGCUGAAAACCCUGGUAGUCUUUACUCUUCUGUCUGUUACAGCCCACAGGCAGAGAAAGUUUACAAACUCUGCAACCCUCCUGCCGACCUGCAUAAGGUUGGGACGCUGGUAACUCCCGAUAACGACAUCUAUAUAGCAGGUGGGCAAGUUCCUCUGAAGAACACCAAAACCAAUCACAGCAAAAGCAGCAAACUGCAGGCUGCCUUCAGGACCGUGAAUUGCUUUUACUGGUUCGACGCGCAGCAGAACACUUGGUUCCCCAAGACGCCGAUGCUCUUUGUGCGCAUCAAGCCGUCGCUGGUGUGCUGCGAGGGGUACAUCUACGCCAUCGGGGGCGACAGCGUCGGCGGGGAGCUCAACAGGAGGACUGUGGAGAGGUACGACACCGAGAAGGACGAGUGGACCAUGGUGAGCCCCCUGCCCUGCGCGUGGCAGUGGAGCACGGCCGUGGCGGUGCACAACUGCAUCUACGUCAUGGCGCACAACUUGAUGUACUGCUACUUCCCCCGCUCGGACGCCUGGGUGGAGAUGGCCAUGCGGCAGACGAGCAGAUGUUUCGCCUCAGCCGCUGCUUUUGGCGAUAAGAUAUUCUAUAUCGGAGGGCUGCACAUUGCCAGCAAUUCUGGGAUAAGGCUGCCCAGCAGUACUGUGGAUGGGUCUUCUGUAACGGUGGAGAUCUACGACGUGAAUAAAAACGAAUGGAGGAUGGCAGCCAACAUCCCUGCCAAGCGCUAUUCCGACCCGUGCGUCAGGGCCGUCGUCAUCUCCAAUUCCUUAUGUGUCUUUAUUCGGGAGACCCACAUGAACGAGAGAGCCAAGUAUGCCACCUACCAGUAUGACCUGGAACUCGACCGCUGGUUCCUGAGGCAGCACAUAUCGGAGCGUGUGCUGUGGGACCUGGGCAAAGACUUCCGGUGCACUGUAGGAAAGCUGUAUCCAUCUUGCCUUGAAGAGUCCCCGUGGAAACCUCCAACGUAUCUCUUCUCGCCAGACGGAGCCGAUGAAUUCGAGCUGGAUGGGGAGAUGGUUACUUUACCACCUGUAUAGCUCCCAAAUUAGACUGCACAACUGAGUCUGUGCUCAGUUAUAAAAUAAUAAAAGAAAUAAAUGGCUGUGAAAGAACAGGUCUGGGGACAGAAAUCUCAGAGCUGUCUUUCAUGAGUUGUAUUUUUAUGCCCUACCUAACACUUGCCGCCAUUCAGUAUGAAUUAGUGAAAAGAGCAGAUAUGCUUCCAUAAUCUCAAAUACUAUUAUCAGAUAAUUGAGAAAAAUAUAUGUAUAUCAUGAGCUUGAGCAUCUGACUUGUCUAAAGAAUUAAUUCUAGUUCUAUAAAGUCUCCAUUCAGGAAAAUUAGCUUAAGAAAAAAAGUAGUUAUUGUUUCUAGGAUGAUGUCACAACUCUUUUGAAAGUAUCUUCCAGUUACAUUUUAACUACUUCUGGAUAUUCUACUUAAGUGCUAGUUAUAUAAUUGUCAGUGUGGCCUAAUUAAAGGACUGUGCCGCACUUACUAAAUACUAAUAUCUAUGUUGGUAUAGUAAUGCCAUUAAAAGAAAAAGAAACAAAUCCCAUGGAUCUACACCUGUGGUAGGAAGGGUAGAUCUUCCAUUGUAUGGUAACAUGCUGGGCAAAAUGACUGCAGGUUCAGUCAAGCUGUAUGAUGAGGUGCAUGUAUUCUAUUUUCACUAACUUAUACCUGUCUAUUUAGAAUACAGGUCUUCCAAGCAGCUGGUAGAUUACCAGGUGUGGACUUAAAAGUUGCUGGGCUUGCGAUAGGAAUUGCCAGCCCUCAUAGUGCGGGUCUAUGUGGGGCUUUAAUCAGUAAAUGCCUCCACAUUCUGUAUUACAGUAACAUUGGCUCAUGUAUAUUACUUCCUGCUGCUGAUGUAUUUUUCCAUUGUAAAACGAAGUUUUAGUGUGGAUUAACCAGGUCUUUAUUUUCUGUUAAUUUAAUAACAAGCAUUACUGUAGUGUGAUUGUGUAUAGAUAUCCCUUAGCUGUCAGGUUUUUUACUUUGGGGGGGGAAGCAAACUUCAGGAAUAUCCUGUGCUGUGUGUGCAGGAGAGCAGAUGCCUAGUGCUGCUCUGGCAUUAAUCCCAGGAACCACUAGCAGUAGCGGGGUGCCGCCAACCUAACAUGAACACAGGUGCUUCAUGACAAACCUUACUAGCAUGUUCAGCUGCAUCAUGUUCUGGCACUGUAUUUUGAAUGACAUUAAUUUAUUAAAAAAGACUGAAUCCAAA
Molecule: messenger RNA, 3571 nt
Organism: Zonotrichia leucophrys gambelii
Lineage: Eukaryota; Metazoa; Chordata; Aves; Passeriformes; Passerellidae
Gene: KBTBD2
Product: kelch repeat and BTB domain containing 2
Exons: 4
Coding region: 507-2378 (623 amino acids)
Molecular function (GO): protein binding
Source: RefSeq, a predicted model, not a curated record